Schistocerca piceifrons (Central American locust) is the source of this 667-nucleotide messenger RNA. RefSeq lists its product as uncharacterized. The transcript is spliced from 2 exons. The record is from RefSeq and is a predicted model, not a curated record. NCBI's taxonomy places the organism in Eukaryota, Metazoa, Arthropoda, Insecta, Orthoptera, Acrididae. The coding region runs from base 307 to 642 and encodes 111 amino acids.
AUGUGACACUGAGUAUUAUAUGUUGUGAUCAGUGAAUGAAGUUGCAUAUUGGGUGUCCCUUGUGUCACAAGAUAAGCAUAAAAUUUUUUAUAUAAUAAUUACUUUAAAUUUACACUAAUAGGCUCAGUGACUCAUAAUUCAUGAUAAUGUGUACCACACCAGAUGCAAUUAAAAUUCUGCAUAGAUAGCCAGCUAUUUGUCACCAAAAAGUUUAAGAAUUUAUUAUCUUUAAUGUUGCAUGGCACAUGAUCAUUUGAAACUUCUCAAUAAUAUCAAAAUAUUUUUAAUCAUUAAGUGAAUGUCAGAAUGUUUACUGAGGAAAAGCAUCCUUUUGAAUCAGAGAAAAAUUGCAGAGAUUACAGAGUUGCUUGGAAAGCACGAAGUGUGAAACACAUUGCUAACAGUUUACAGAACAAGUGUAAACAGAUAAAUAACGUUAAGAAAUGUGUUCUUAGAAGAAUUUGGAAAUAUUUAUCUGAAUUUUCAAGAAGUGUUCCAGAUGAUGUGUUGCUGGGAACAGCAACUGACGUAGCAUAUUUUAAAUUCCUAACAGACGAAGAAAAAAGGUUAGUAGCUGCUGUGAAACAAAAGCAACUUGAAGACUCAGCAAACCUGCUUUUUGAUGCUUUUGCAACAAUGUAAAAUACCAAAACUUUAGUUUCCUAGG